ACUAUCCUGAUCUCCCGUGCCAGAAAAUUACAUUGGAUUUGUUGGCACGAUGGAAGGGAAUCAAAGUCAAAUUUAAGCCAACAUAUAUGAAAUGUCUUGCUUCAACAAACAAACAGCUUGAGUUUCUCAACAUUACAAUACAAUGACCAACCAUGCAUGUUAUUCCUGCCUCCUUGCAAGGUUGGUGCUUUUCUUGGCUCUUUUUCAAGGCACUUCUGCCCAAACACAAGCUCAGGCUCUUCUCAGGUGGAAACAGAGUCUCCCUGCCCAAUCCAUUUUGGACUCAUGGGUCAUCAACUCCACUGCUACAACUCUAACUCCAUGCUCAUGGCGAGGUAUCACUUGUGAUUCUCAAGGCACUGUCACUAUAAUAAACUUGGCUUACACUGGGCUUGCAGGUACCCUUCUAAACUUGAACUUGUCUGUUUUCCCUAACCUUCUCCGUCUUGAUCUCAAAGAAAACAAUCUCACUGGCCACAUACCACAAAACAUUGGGGUGCUCUCAAAGCUCCAAUUCCUUGAUCUUUCCACCAACUUUCUCAAUGGCACUCUGCCUCUUUCCAUUGCCAAUCUGACUCAAGUUUUUGAGCUUGAUCUUUCAAGAAAUGAUAUAACAGGGAUAUUAGAUCCUCGGUUAUUUCCUGAUGAAUCUGAUAGGCCCCAAAGUGGCCUCAUUGGUAUCAGAAAUCUCCUCUUCCAGGACACCCUGCUAGGUGGUAGAAUUCCAAAUGAAAUAGGGAACAUAAGAAACUUGACUCUGCUAGCUCUAGAUGCAAACAACUUCUUUGGGCCUAUUCCUUCAUCUUUAGGUAACUGCACACAUUUAAGCAUUCUUAGAAUGUCUCAAAACCAACUCUCUGGCCCAAUACCCCCAAGUAUUGGUAACUUAACCAAUCUAACCGAUGUGCGCUUUCAAAUUAACAACUUAAAUGGUACGGUGCCACGAGAAUUGGGAAACUUGUCAUCAUUGAUUGUGUUGCAUCUUGCUGAGAACAACUUUGUUGGUGAAUUACCACCACAAGUGUGCAAAAGUGGCAGACUUGUAAAUUUUAGUGCAGCAUACAAUAGUUUCACAGGCCCAAUACCAAGAAGCCUUAGAAACUGCCCAGCAUUGUACAGAGUUCGACUUGAAUACAACCGGCUGACAGGUUAUGCAGAUCAGGAUUUUGGAGUUUAUCCUAAUCUCACUUACAUGGACUUCAGCUAUAAUAGGGUGGAAGGUGACCUCUCUGCAAAUUGGGGUGCUUGCAAAAACUUGCAAUAUCUCAACAUGGCUGGGAAUGGAGUAAGUGGCAACAUUCCAGGUGAGAUUUUUCAGUUGGACCAACUGCGGGAGCUUGACCUAUCCUCCAACCAAAUAUCAGGAGAGAUUCCUCCUCAGAUAGUAAAUUCCUCUAACUUGUAUGAAUUAAGUUUGAGUGACAACAAACUCUCUGGUAUGGUACCAGCGGAUAUUGGAAAGCUUUCCAAUUUGCGGUCCUUAGACAUCUCCAUGAACAUGCUGUUGGGACCAAUCCCCGAUCAGAUAGGGGACAUCUACAACUUGCAGAAUUUAAAUAUGAGCAACAAUAACUUCAAUGGCACAAUCCCCUACCAAGUUGGAAACCUUGCAUCUUUACAAGAUUUUUUGGACUUAAGUUACAAUUCACUUUCAGGACAAAUUCCUUCUGAUCUUGGGAAGCUUUCAAAUUUGAUAAGCUUGAAUAUCUCUCACAACAACCUGUCAGGUUCUAUCCCUGACUCCCUUAGUGAAAUGGUGAGUUUGUCAGCCAUCAACCUCUCCUACAAUAAUUUGGAGGGUCCAGUUCCUGAAGGUGGCGUAUUCAAUUCUUCUCAUCCCCUGGAUUUGAGCAACAACAAAGAUUUAUGCGGGAAUAUUCAAGGUUUGCGUCCAUGUAAUGUUUCUCUCACUAAACCUAAUGGUGGAUCAAGUAACAAAAAGAAGGUUCUGAUCCCAAUUGCUGCUUCCUUGGGAGGUGCUCUUUUUAUUUCUAUGUUGUGUGUUGGGAUUGUUUUCUUUUGCUACAAGAGAAAGUCAAGAACUCGAAGACAGAAAAGUUCAAUUAAAAGACCAAAUCCAUUUUCAAUUUGGUACUUUAAUGGGAGAGUUGUGUAUGGAGACAUAAUCGAAGCUACCAAGAACUUUGACAACCAGUAUUGCAUUGGGGAAGGAGCGUUGGGAAAAGUUUAUAAAGCAGAGAUGAAAGGAGGUCAAAUAUUUGCUGUUAAAAAGUUGAAGUGUGAUGAAGAAAAUUUAGACGUUGAAAGUAUAAAAACCUUUAAGAAUGAGGUAGAAGCCAUGUCUGAAACACGACACCGAAACAUUGUUAAGCUUUACGGAUUUUGCUCUGAAGGGAUGCACACAUUUUUAAUUUACGAGUACAUGGAUAGAGGGAACUUAACUGACAUGCUGAGAGAUGACAAGGAUGCAUUAGAACUAGAUUGGCCUAAGAGGGUUGACAUUGUCAAAGGUGUAGCCAAUGCUUUGUCCUAUAUGCAUCAUGAUUGUGCUCCGCCUUUAAUUCAUAGAGACAUAUCAAGCAAGAACGUUUUACUGUCCUCCAAUCUUGAAGCUCAUGUCUCAGAUUUUGGAACUGCAAGGUUUCUGAAGCCUGAUUCGCCUAUUUGGACAUCAUUUGCCGGCACAUAUGGCUAUGCUGCUCCAGAACUUGCUUAUACAAUGGCAGUGACCGAGAAAUGUGAUGUGUUCAGCUAUGGUGUUUUUGCUUUCGAGGUUCUUACGGGAAAGCACCCUGGUGAACUUGUUUCCUACAUACAAACUUCUACUGAACAGAAAAUAAACUUCAAAGAGAUUUUAGACCCUCGCCUCCCGCCUCCUGUCAAGAGCCCUAUUUUGAAGGAAUUGGCAUUGAUUGCCAACCUAGCACUUUCGUGUCUGCAAACUAACCCUCAAUCUCGACCAACUAUGAGAAACAUAGCUCAGCUCCUUGCAAUGGAUACUGCAGAUAUGAGAUGACCCAUGAUUUAAGUUUUUUCUUUUUUGGCUUCGCGGUAAACAAUUUUCUUGUGCAUGUGUUUUAAUUUGUCUAUGUAGACACUUAUCUUGUAUAUAUCAUAUCAUAUCCUUCACCAUAGUGAUAGUUUUCCCCUGCAAUGUAUUGAAUGAAAUGGGUACAAUAUUUUGUUUUUGAACGAUCCUGCGUUUGCUUGUAGAUGACAAGGGGGACAAAAAAAAUAGUUCUGUAUGACGAUUGGUUCUACCUUCGAUGUUCCCUGUUUCUUUUCUGUA
Molecule: messenger RNA, 3250 nt
Organism: Glycine soja
Lineage: Eukaryota; Viridiplantae; Streptophyta; Magnoliopsida; Fabales; Fabaceae
Product: MDIS1-interacting receptor like kinase 2-like
Exons: 2
Coding region: 143-2977 (944 amino acids)
Biological process (GO): protein phosphorylation
Molecular function (GO): protein kinase activity; ATP binding; protein binding
Source: RefSeq, a predicted model, not a curated record